Molecule: messenger RNA, 1688 nt
Organism: Xyrauchen texanus (razorback sucker)
Lineage: Eukaryota; Metazoa; Chordata; Actinopteri; Cypriniformes; Catostomidae
Product: D(3) dopamine receptor-like
Exons: 8
Coding region: 155-1519 (454 amino acids)
Biological process (GO): adenylate cyclase-activating adrenergic receptor signaling pathway
Cellular component (GO): membrane
Molecular function (GO): dopamine neurotransmitter receptor activity, coupled via Gi/Go; G protein-coupled receptor activity
Source: RefSeq, a predicted model, not a curated record
GCCCGGUGCGCGUGAAGGAUGGAGUCCCUUGCUCAGCGUCAAUGGAUCGCUCAAAGAACGAUUGGACAGACAGAUUUAAUUUCGGAGAAAUUGCAUUCAGAAGUGGUUCUAUUUCGGUUCUUCACUGGAGAAGCUUAACAGAUCUUCAACACUCAUGGCAUUGUUAGGCAGCACUGAAUGGCUCUGGAAUGACUCAGACCAUUCUCUCACCCUUGGGGAAAACUCAAGCCUGGCACCAGGCAUAGAAGAAGGGAAGAUAAAUUACUAUGCCAUGUUGUAUUCCCUACUUAUUCUGGCUAUUGUCUUUGGGAACGUUCUUGUGUGUGUAGCUGUACUUCGAGAGAGGGCUCUCCAGACCACCACAAACUACCUGGUGGUCAGCCUGGCAGUAGCUGAUCUUUUGGUUGCCUCCCUGGUCAUGCCCUGGGCUGUCUAUUUAGAAGUAGUUGGUGGAGCUUGGCUCUUCAGUCGCUUGUACUGCAAUGUGUUUGUGACCCUGGAUGUGAUGAUGUGUACCGCAAGCAUACUCAACCUGUGUGCCAUCAGCAUUGACAGGUAUACAGCUGUGGUGAUGCCAGUGCUGUACAACACCACACAAAGUUCCCGUAAAAGAGUUUCAGUCAUGAUUGCUACAGUUUGGUUCCUUGCCUUCGCAGUCUCCUGCCCCCUACUGUUUGGAUUCAACACUUCAGAUGACCCUUCAGUCUGUUCGAUUUCAAAUCCCAAUUUUGUCAUCUACUCCUCUGUGGUGUCGUUUUACUUGCCUUUCGUGGUGACCCUUCUGGUCUACGUGCGCAUCUACAUCUUCCUUAGAAGGCGAAGAAAGAGAAUCACCUUCCGUCAAGGCAGUGGCAAAGUUCAACCAGCAUCUGCACCACCAUCAGUGGAAACAGGUUUACAAGAUGGCACUCUCAAAGAGAAACAAGACCUCUCCCCCAUCAGGAUCAACGUGAUAAAUGAAACCACAGAGCAGGUGAUCCAUUCCCGGCUCCUCGGCAGCUGCCUGUGGCGUAAGCAGCCUCAAACCAUCCCUGCCGAGAACUCACUGCUGCCUCCUGUGGUCACACUGAACUACUGCAGCAUUAGCCAGGCAUCCUUUGCUCGCACUGAGCAAGAGCCAAACUGUGAGGAAGAGGAGGCUGAUGAAGAGGAGCAGGUGACGAUAAGGAGCUGUGAGGUGAAGAAGAUGUCAAAUGGACAUACACACACCACUCUCCACCCACCACGGCCCACUCAUGUCACGGUGUGCCCCAGUCAGGUUCGCUGUAGGAGUAUGCACUCCAAGGAGAAGAAAGCCACACAGAUGUUGACCAUCGUUCUGGGGGUCUUUCUUAUUUGCUGGCUGCCGUUCUUUGUGACUCAUAUCCUAUAUACUCACUGCAAGGCAUGCCGUGUUUCACCUGAGCUCUAUAGCGCUUUCACCUGGCUUGGCUACGUCAACAGCGCGCUCAAUCCAGUCAUCUACACAACUUUUAACAUUGAGUUCCGCCGGGCCUUUAUUAAAAUCCUGAGCUGCUAAACUAUUGGCCAUACUCCCAUCCAUUUCUCAAUAGACUGGAUAGCAUCUAGACCAGAGGUUUUCUGCAUUUCAGGGGAGGCGUGAAGAGUGGUAAAAUGUUUUAUUAAAUAAUAUGUGUGUAUAUAUAUAUAUGUGUGUGUGUGUGUGUGUGUGUGUGUGUAUGUAUGUA